AUGAACCACAUCAAGGCCUGGGCUUUCCCGACCAGGUUUGAAGUUUCGUUGAGAUUUUGUUCAAGUAGAAGAAAAAUUCACGAUUUUUCACUAUGGUUAGUAAACAAUGCCCAAAAUCAUUUUCAAGAGACGCUCUCAAAGUUUUUUUCUGAUGAGAGUUCAUUCAUUUAAACGGUGACUUUAUAUAAUUUUAUUAUCCCAUUUUUCAGUUUUUGGCUGACGGACCUAUCUGAAGUUUUAUAAGAGAUAAUGAAAAAAAAAAAUUUUUGUUGAGAUUUUUGAUCCCGCCUUGUUCAUGGAAAUUUUCUUUUCUAUUGCAAAGUAGGACAUUUUUCCGUUAUUUAGAGUUUUAAGACAUUCAUCCUGGGCUCACAAGACCCCAAUGCGUCAAUUAAAAAAUUCAAAAAAAUUGAAAUCUAAGAAAUGGGGGGUGGUUCUAGUACUAUUUAGGUUUACUUUAUUUAUAGGUUUACUUUAUUUUAUUUAUUUAGGUUUAAGUUAGCUUAACAACAGCAAAAAAAUCGUCAUUUUCAAGAAACUUCAAUUUUUUUAUUCUGGAAAGAAAAAUCUUUCUGCGUCGUUUUCAGCACAAAAAAACUGUUAGUAUAGGAAAUUUUUUUUGUUUUUUUAAAUUUAGCUUGAACCGAUUUGCUCAACUAGGAAAAAGUACUGAUUUCUAUGGUGUUUUUUUCUACAGUGAGCCGCAAAGUGGGCGGAGCUUUAUAAAAAAAUGGUUUUAAAUAUUCUUAUAGGCUGAUUUUAUCUAUGAUAGUGAGAAGAGCUCUCAGAAAAAAUGAUAAAAUUUAUGCAUCCUUGGUUUUUCGAAAAUAUCGGCUAACGUUUGACCCCAAAUAGUGCUGCUCAUUUUUUUACCGGCCAACCAAAUAUUUCAGAAAUUAAAUCAACAUCCUCAUGAAAAAUAGGCCUUCAUCCUUUUCAACUUCCCUUAAUUAAUUUUAAUGUUCAGCAACGAAGUGAACAUCUUCUGCAACCUGCACGUGUGCGCCACCUGCGAACAGACCAACUGUCGGGAUCGUCAGCGACGGACACCGGGACUCCCGGGAGACCCGCCAGGGAUGCGUGACCCGUUCUCAGCGCCCAUCGACACCUCCGACAUCUCGCCGCCGAUCCCGAUCCGGACCUCUUUCCGGCUGAAACGGGAAAGCAAUGUUGCCACCAUGCGCCCGCAGAACGUCGGCACGUCUUCUGAAGGGGCGAAUAGCUCGUCUUUUGUUGGAUCUUACACAAUGAUUCUUGUCUUCUUCGUUGUUACAACCAUUUUAUUUUACUUAUAG
Messenger RNA from Caenorhabditis auriculariae, 1295 nucleotides. The record is from the annotation of a GenBank genome assembly. NCBI's taxonomy places the organism in Eukaryota, Metazoa, Nematoda, Chromadorea, Rhabditida, Rhabditidae.